UAAUUUUCAGUUUCCCUUAAUGGGUUUAUGCUCUUUUUUUUUUUAUUAUUCAUUUGAAUUCUUUGCUCUUCUGUAGAAUGUUAAUUGACCUGGGAUGACUUUCCCCCUGUAUUUGUUUUCUUUUCUAAAGAAGUAAAAGAAAAAUCUAUUUCUGAGUUGGGUUUUCUUUUUCAUUGCAUGAUAUUGAUAUUCUUUUUGUUUUUGAAGAAGAUAAUCAUGGGAUAUCUACAUUAUGAAGCAGGAUACUGACACAAUCCGUGAUUAUAUUAAAUUGGAUUUCGCUGUUGAUCUCCAUUCUCUCUCCUUGAUGAAGUUUUUCUUUUUUUUUUUUUUUUAAGCCAAUCCUUGAUGAAGUCGCUUGCAUUCUCGGUUUGUGCUUUUUUGUGCUGGAUUUAGUUUCUAUGGGCAAUUUGAUCGAGUGGUUCUUGUAUAAUUUAGUACUCAAAAUCGUAUAAAAAAGAGCAAGAAAAGAGGAAAAUGAUGUGGGUGACAAAAGAAAUAUGUUUAUGUGCAACCUCCUAUUAUAGAAUAUGAUGUAUUUAUUAGCCUUGAGACCAUCUGUGAAUGUUACCAUGCUAUUAGCAAUUUCAUAGUCUUGGAGACUGAAGAGGGAUUAUGUUAUAUGUAACUAAUCUGGUACUAAAAUCUGCUUAACUUUUAUUUACAUUAUAUUUAAAAACUUCACAAAAUGAAAAUACAUAAUUGAAUAAAGAAAUAAAGAUAAAGUUUGGUCUUAAUUUCACCAAGGAUGAUUGAAAGUUGUUUUUAGACUUUGGCCCUUUGAAAUGAUUUUUUUUCUUUUCAAUUUCCAAUGUAACUCCUAAAAUUUUCACUGAAUAUGUACCUUAAGUAGAUUUAAUUUUACUGCAAUUACUACUUCUAUUGAUUGUGGUAAAAGAUGAUUCUCAGAGCUCUUUCCUAGCUCUGAUUGUACAUAUUGGUAUGAUCUUUUGCCUAACAGUUAGAUCAAGGCUCAUUACUAUGAAAAUCCUAGGAGGGAAAUUAUGGAGAAUGCAUGUGGUGUGAUAGAUUUAAAAUAUCUUUCUGGAUUUUCAAGUUUGAUGGGAUAUAUCUAUUUAAUUGAAUCUAGGUUCAUGGUCUCACAACAAUUUGAAGAGGAAUUGUUUUCUGGUUUUUGGAGCUCAUCUUGCACAGCUUUUCAAACUCCUUAAGGGAAAUGUAAAAUAAAAUAAAAUAAAAUAAAAUAGAAAGAGUGAUUGUUGAGUUGCUUAAUCUUCUACCUCAUUUUGUAUGAUUCAUGUUGUGUCAUUCUAUGUGAUUUGAAGUUUUGCUAAAAUCUUCUAAAUGUUCUGAUUAGUUUUCAAAUUCAAAGAUAUUAUCACUUGUCAAUUUGAUUUGACUACUUUAUCAUUUGUUUGCUGUCCAUCAUAUUUCAAGAGAAAUAUGGCUAGUAGCCUGGCAUAACCUUUGCUCAUAUUUAACAUUUUUCUAUUUGAGCUUGUUAUUUAUCUAUUUCUUGACAGCUAUUUGUCACAUACUGUUGUUUAAGACCAAGAGAUAUUCUUUUCGCUGGGUUCUUUCAUGGAAUAUGUAUUCUGUUGGAUCAAUUGACCAGCUACAUUUCUUGUGCUUGUUUCUUUUAUCUUUGGCAAUGCUGCCCUUUAUCAGUUAUAUUAUGCCUGCUUUCUACUUGAUAAUUGCAAUGCAAAGGACAAAAUGCUUGCUAGCCAAUCAUCAAGCUUGUAUAUGCUGUGAUCAGAUAGAAUCCAUUUAGCUUUGCAUGCCUUACUUUUUUCCAAUUCCACUUCUAUUACUAAUCAAGUCUUAUAUUUUUAUUACUUUGUUCCAAUUCUCCUUCUACUACUAAGCAAGUCUUAUAUUUUAGUGCACUUAUCAUUAAUAAGCAAGUUUUAUUGAUGUAGAACAAGUUCUGAUCCCAAAUUGAGGUCAGAAACAGAUCCUCCUCAACUGGUAGAGAAACACAUUCUUUAGAGAAACAAAUUCUCAAAUAAAUAAGGGAAACUAAUUCCCAAAAUCUUUUUAAUUGUCAAUAAAAACAUCAUAAUAGACUCUCCCCAAUAAAAUACCUAUGCCAUUUAUUGUUUAUCAAGUAGUCCUAUUAGUAACUUAUUAGGAAUACUAAACCAAAAGAAAUUGAAGAAUCCCAAAUCAAUUUAAAGUUUUUAAAUAAAAUACUACUUCCUAUAUAAUAAUAAAAUCCUAAAUAAUAUAAAACUCCUAAUUAAUAAAAUCCUAAAGUUCCUCAUUUUACAAUGAAAAAUUGAACUAAAAUAAUUCAUAAAUAUAUUCUUACUAUACUGCAUCACUUAUAUUUUAUUUAGACUUAUCAUUUGAUUUUGCUUUCCUCUACCUAUUGCACUUAUCAUUAGUUUUGUUGUUGUGUCACCUCUUCAAGUAUUACAUUCUUGAUUAUCAUAAUUGCAUCAAAUAUCCAGUCACAGAAGCAGCAUGUAAUCAACAUCCAGUUUUGUAUGUUGUGCUUAUGUUUUUCUUAUUAUUCAUGUCAUCUGAUUAUUUUUUUUUUUAACCUGUGAAGUUUGAAAGAGAAUCAUAGUUGGAAAAUCCAUAAAUGAAAGAAUUCAAUUCAGUUGAAUUCUAUUUGACUAAUGCUCAUAUUUAAAAAGUUUGAAAUUGCUAGAAUUCAAUUCUUUAGUUUUUUUUUUUUUUUUUUUUUUUUUUAAAUUUUUUUAAAGAAGUCAUUUUGAAAGAAAUUAAUCCAUGCCAAAAUUGAUAUGAUUUUAGGAUACAAUUCUUAAUGAACUCUCCUAUUAAAAUCCUAAAACAGCCCACUUAAACUACAUAUAUAUUUUUUUUCUUUGUAAAUAAGGGUAAAAUAGAAGUAAAAGCAUAUUCAUCUUACUUUUCAAUUAUUUUAAAUGUCAAAAUUCAAAUGAAUUCUACCAUUUUAAAAGUUAUUCCAAAUACAUGAAAGUUCUUACAAAAUCAUUUGAAUUGAAUUCUAAUAUAAGAAUUUUUCCAAAUGGUGAGUGGGUAGGUAUGGCUAUUUAUCUAUCCGUAAGAAAUGAUUUAGUGGCUUGAUUUGCAAGGCCUUUCCUAUUGAUAUGUUUAAUGUCAAACGAAAUUGUUUGAGAAAAUUUUAUAUAUUAUGCUUAUAUUUUUCUUAAUAUUCACAUCAUUGAUUGAUUUGUUGAAGCUUUGAAAUUUGAAAGAGAUUCAAUCACAAUGUAUAUAUAUGGUUCUUUAUUAUUUGAUGUAACCUGUCCUUUAGAAACUAUUUGGUGGCUUUAUUGAUAAUAUCUUUCUGUUGUUAUGCUUGAUAUUCAAACAAAUUGUUUUAGGAGAUUUUGUAUGUUAAAAAGUAAUGUUCACUAAAAGUUUACUAGAUGAAGUCUAUUAGUCAUGUUAGCAUCCUGUAAUCCAUUCUUCUCAAUCAUGCAGUCAAAGAACUUGUCAGAUCUACUGAAGGAAUUGCUCAUUCCAUAAUGUCGUUUAUUGCCUCAAGCAUAUUUUUAAUAUUAAGCUGAGAAUUGAAAUUUCCUCAAUAUACACUUUUGGCGUUCUCCCAGUUCUGAAACCUGCUAUACGAUUGAUGCAAUGUCUCUGAUAUCAAAAUUACGCUGUAUCACUGUGGAUGUCACUGGUACACUCAUAGCUUACAAAGGUGAGCUUGGUGACUACUAUUGCAUGGCAGCAAAGUCUGUUGGACUGCCAUGCCCGGACUACAAGCGUGUGCAUGAUGGCUUCAAACUUGCAUAUACUGAUAUGGCAAAAAAUUAUCCAUGUUUUGGGCAUGCAGCUAAAAUGCCUAACAUUGUCUGGUGGAAAACAUGUGUGAGAAAUUCCUUCAUCAAGGCUGGAUAUGAUUAUGAUGAAGAGACUUUUGAGAAAAUCUUCCGGCGCAUAUAUGCAUCAUUUGGUUCAUCUGCCCCUUAUACUAUAUUUCCAGACUCCCAACCUUUCCUGAGAUGGGCACGUGAAAAGGGACUUCUAGUUGGGCUUGUUAGCAACGCAGAAUACCGUUAUCAGGAUGUGAUCCUUCCAGCCUUGGGUUUGGAUCAGGGGUCAAAGUGGGACUUUGGUGUUUUCUCUGGUCUUGAAGGUGUAGAGAAGCCGGAUCCAAGGAUUUACGAAAUUGCCCUUGAGAGGGCUGGAAAUAUUGCACCAGAAGAAGUUCUGCACAUUGGGGAUAGCAUGCGGAAAGACUACAGGCCGGCAAAGAGUGUGGGGAUGCACGCAUUACUAUUGGAUAGGUUUAAGACUCCAGAUGCUGAGGAGUGGAGAAAAUCUGGUGCAGUUGUGCUUCCUGACUUGGUGUCUGUACAAGAGUUGCUCACCUUAGGGACAUUGACAUGCUGAGGGGCUUAUUUCUUUCCCAAAGCGACCGUUAUGUGCACCUUUUUCCCUCUUGAUAAAUGAAAAUUUCAUACAAUAACUUGCUGGUCUCCAUUUCCUUGAACUUUGAUAAAUUUGUUGUAUUAUCUCAAAAUUAAAACUUUCCGAGAUCUGAGAGGAAAGAGUGAAUGCCAAUUCUGUAAUAGCAGUAUUAAAAAAGCUAAAUCAUUGUCAACUUCUGAAGACGUUUGCAUUUU
This is a messenger RNA of Hevea brasiliensis (rubber tree), 4532 nucleotides long. RefSeq lists its product as uncharacterized. The transcript is spliced from 3 exons. Lineage: Eukaryota; Viridiplantae; Streptophyta; Magnoliopsida; Malpighiales; Euphorbiaceae. Bases 3538 to 4299 code for a protein of 253 amino acids. The record is from RefSeq and is a predicted model, not a curated record.